CAGCACGACAAAAUUGAAUAAGAUAUAGCCAUGUUUGAACUAGCAACAAAUCUGAAAUGUAUUGACUAGCUUGACAGCCAGCUAAAGUUAGCUAAAAGCUCUAACUAUAUUGAGUAAAUUCAAUUUGACGAAGCAUUACUAAAAUGUCAGAGAAGAAAAAAGGAAAGGUCACAGAAAGCGAAGAGGAAGGGAAUUUGCAAGUAUCCUACAUUUUCCCAAAUGGUGACAGAUAUGAAGGAGAGUGCUGCGGGUCCACAGAGGGAGUCGUGGUGAGGCGUGGUAUGGGCAAACACACCUCAGCCAGUGGUGUCACCUACACUGGAGAGUGGCAUGAUGACAAGAUGAAUGGCAGAGGGACUCUGGAGCAUCCCUCUGGGGCCCUGUAUGAAGGGGACUUCAAAGACAACAUGUAUCAUGGCACAGGGACAUACAGCUUCUCUGACGGGACCAAAUACUGCGGCAGCUUCAGCAAGAACAGGUUGGAGGGUGACGGGGAGUUCAUCGACUCUCAGGGACUUGUUUGGAUUGGAGGCUUCCACAACAAGGCAGCUCCUGGAUUAAAAGUUAAACUCAGCAUGUAACCCAUGACAUAAUGUGAGAUAACAUAACUUUAAUUCCUCUUACAUUUAUGAACAUUUAUUGAAUAUAGAUUUAAAAAGGGAAAAAAAAAUAUAUAUAUAUAUAUAUAUAUAUAUUCAAAAGAACAAAAUUAGACUCCAGUAAGAAAUUUUAAAGGCACCAAAUGAAAUGAAACACACAAUGUCCAUGUUCUUCCCAUAACACUCCUGCAGUGACACCUGGUCUCUUUUACUUGUAGGAAAGACUUUAGUAGUCAGCGUAUGACAGUGUGGUGCACACACCUCAUGGCACCGUGCAAUGAAUGAGUCAUUGCUUUGAGUCACACAGCCAAGAGUCCUCUUUGGAGGUGCUGAAACACAGUCUGUCUGUGUGUGUGUGGCUGUGUAAGCCUCAGUUAACCAACAGUG
Molecule: messenger RNA, 986 nt
Organism: Oncorhynchus gorbuscha (pink salmon)
Lineage: Eukaryota; Metazoa; Chordata; Actinopteri; Salmoniformes; Salmonidae
Product: MORN repeat-containing protein 2-like
Exons: 1
Coding region: 144-581 (145 amino acids)
Source: RefSeq, a predicted model, not a curated record